This is a messenger RNA of Lotus japonicus, 1217 nucleotides long. RefSeq lists its product as uncharacterized. The transcript has a single exon. Bases 36 to 674 code for a protein of 212 amino acids. NCBI's taxonomy places the organism in Eukaryota, Viridiplantae, Streptophyta, Magnoliopsida, Fabales, Fabaceae. The record is from RefSeq and is a predicted model, not a curated record.
UCACUUUAUCAAACAAGUUUAUUUUCAAGUCCAAAAUGGGAAACUGCUUCUUAGGGGCCAUGGCAGAUCCUGAUGCAGCAGCAAUCAAAGUAACAACAUCAAACGGUGGAAUCAUGGAGUUCAAUGCUCCUGUCACAGUUUCUUCCAUCACAAGUGAGUUCCCGGGACACGCCAUGUUCAGAAGCCAUGAUCUCUUCUGGAAGCCACUGAGCCAAUUUGAUGAACUGGAGGCAGGUAAGUCUUACUAUUUGCUCCCCCUCAACAACAACAACAUAGAAAUUACCUCAUCUGAUGUUGUGAGACAAGGCCACGUUCGAUCUCACAGCGUUCCCACAACCUCACACCCUGCCCCAUAUAGAAUGUCCUUGGACUACCAGCACCACCAACAAGGAAUGGGGUUGCUCAAGAACAGUGUUGCUAAUAAUAAUAGCAGCUGCAAGACUAGUAGCAGUAGUAGAUUUUGGAAAGUGAAGCUGGUGAUUUCUCCAGAACAGUUGGUGGACAUUUUGGCACAAGAGGCUCGCACCAAGGAGUUGAUGGAGAGUGUCAGGAUUGUAGCAAAAUGUGGAAUUGGUUCUGCUUCAUCAGACAUGGUUUCUGAUCAGUGGAGUACUCUUUCCAGCACCAGUUGGAGCAUGUCCUCUAAGAUUGAUGCAUUUGAUGCAGGAAUCUAGUACUGAUACUGAUUAACAAGUAAUUUACAGUCAUGCACAUUUGUGCCUUUUUUCUGUCACUUAUUCCCCUUUUGUUACUUUCCUUCAGUGCUAAUUUUGUGUCUGCAUCAUCUUACAUAUAUAUAUAUUUUGUUUCUUAACUAAAAUUCAAUGUAGAGAUUUAUCCUUUGUUACAUUGAUCACAUUGCAGAAUUUUCUGUGCAUUUGUUGUAUACUAGCUGUACUGCAGUAGUGCCACGUUCAAAGCACUUGCUUAUGUAUAAACAGUCGAAAAUCAUGGUCAGGCCAAAAUCAUGGUAAACAAUCAUAAAAGUUAAGGGAAAUUGUUGCAGCCCACUUUACUAUUGUUUUCACCGUGUAUCCAAAUAUUCACUAUGUCUUUCUUGUUUUUUUAUUCUGUUUUAGAAGAGUACUGAAUCAAUUUGCUACAAAAAUAAAAAGUUUUUCCAACAAACAUCUUGAAAUAAAUAUAUCAGAUCUCAGCUUAACCAAAUAAAUAGUUCAACAAAGUACAAAAGUGUUGGCAAUCAGCAAAUAUCCCAU